AUGUCUUCUGCGGCGACGGACUUUGUUUCCUUUUUCGUUUCUUUUAGUACGGGUGUUGUCGUUACUUUACUCUGGUCUCGUGCGGGUGGCCCUUGUUGUUUCUGGUCUUCCCGGCUGCGAGCGAAGAGUCAACAGGCGAGUGCGUUUCUCGCCCACCGCGGGGAGCCGCUGAAGAUGACUCUCGUCGUGCGAAAAGAUUUGAAAAUGGGAACGGGGAAGAUUGCGGCCCAAUGUGCACACGCCGCAGUGGCAGUAGUGGAGGAUAUACAAAGCCGUCGUCCUAGUGAAAUGUACACAAACACAAAAGAAGGGGAAAAAGAAAAAGGCGGGGGAAAAGAUCCAUCGGAGUGGGAUGUGGAGGAUUUGAAUGGAUUGUGGGUAUCAUGGUUAGAUGCGUGGAUGUUCGCUGGCAGUACGAAAGUGGCUUUACAGUGUGAGAGUGAAGAGCGAUUGAUGGAGGCACUGCGGGCCGCCAAGCGGGAAUCACUUCCACACGCUCUUAUUCGAGAUGCGGGCCGUACACAAAUAGCGCCUGGCAGUAAAACAGUAUUGGCAGUGGGACCAGCACCGGUCUCUCUUGUGGACCGCGUGACGGGGCAUUUCAAACUCAUGUGA
Messenger RNA from Trypanosoma theileri, 615 nucleotides. Its product is annotated as peptidyl-tRNA hydrolase, PTH2 family. Gene Ontology annotation, cellular component: cytosol; mitochondrion. The transcript has a single exon. Bases 1 to 615 code for a protein of 204 amino acids. NCBI's taxonomy places the organism in Eukaryota, Euglenozoa, Kinetoplastea, Trypanosomatida, Trypanosomatidae. The record is from RefSeq and is a predicted model, not a curated record. Gene Ontology annotation, molecular function: peptidyl-tRNA hydrolase activity.